AUGGCUCCCUUGAGUAACCUCCCUGAUUGGAACACGCUUAUUAACAACACUGUAGCGCACCUCUCCAAUGAGAAUGAUGGAAAAUCUUGGAUCCUUUCGACUAAUGGUCGAUUUUCGGUGAAAACAUUCUAUAACUUUUUGAAUGAUGGAGGCUUGCGUUGUCACAAAACUCCUGUAAUCCUGAAAAGUGUUUGUCCUAAAAAGAUUAAUCUAUUCAACUGGCUAGCUUGGGAUAACAAAAUCUUAACCCUCGAGAAUCUUGCAAUGCGCAGGUGUAACCUCCUUCAAUCUACUGCCUGUGUGUUGUGCCAUGCCGGGGUUGAAACUGCUGAUCACCUCCUUCUUCACUGUCCCUUUGCCUUGCAUAUUUGGACUUUCUUUGGCCAACUCUUUGGGGUUCGCCAUUGGCCUAGGUCCCUCGUGGAUCUCUGGGGAGAUUGGAGAAGAAUGAUUCCCAAACCCCUAAUUCCUUUUUGGGAUUUGCUUGUGAGAGCCAUUAAUUGGAAUAUAUGGCUUGAAAGAAAUGCACGCAUUUUUAAUUCCAAUUGUCUCUCGUCUGUUUCCAUCAUUAUGAAGAUUGUUCGUAUGUUAAUUUCUUGGUUUGAUGCAGCGCCGGAGCCUAAAAAGGCAAAACUUGAGGUUCCAGUAUCCAAGAUCAAGAGAAGUCUAGAGUUUCUGAGCCCCAGAAUUGCUGAGCAGUCUGUUCUGCCGCCGAGGCCUCAUUCCCCGGGCGAGACUUAG
Messenger RNA from Dioscorea cayenensis subsp. rotundata (Guinea yam), 741 nucleotides. RefSeq lists its product as uncharacterized. The coding region runs from base 1 to 741 and encodes 246 amino acids. Lineage: Eukaryota; Viridiplantae; Streptophyta; Magnoliopsida; Dioscoreales; Dioscoreaceae. The record is from RefSeq and is a predicted model, not a curated record. The transcript has a single exon.